Messenger RNA from Ipomoea nil (Japanese morning glory), 2496 nucleotides. RefSeq lists its product as uncharacterized. The transcript has 4 exons. The record is from RefSeq and is a predicted model, not a curated record. Gene Ontology annotation, molecular function: nucleic acid binding; RNA-DNA hybrid ribonuclease activity. NCBI's taxonomy places the organism in Eukaryota, Viridiplantae, Streptophyta, Magnoliopsida, Solanales, Convolvulaceae. The coding region runs from base 1 to 2496 and encodes 831 amino acids.
AUGGAGGCUGAUGCCAAUACCAAGUUCUUUCACAGGUACGCCUCUCAUCGUAAAAAGAAGAAUACUAUUGCCAGACUAAUGAAUGAUAAUGGGGAUUGGGUGGAAGGGGAACCCAUGAAUAAUGUUAUUUUGGAAUAUUUCAAUCGUAUUUUUUGCUCUGAAAAUCCGGGAUCUGGGGAGAGUUUUUUUGAGGGAAUUGUCCCGCGGGUCACUCAGGUACAGAAUGAGUUGUUGUUACGGCCUUUUGAAUUUGAUGAAGUGAAAUCGGCCCUGUUUGCAAUGUUUCCUGAUAAGGCACCGGGCCCGGAUGGAAUAAACCCAGGGUUCUAUCAGCAUUUUUGGGAUGUGGUAGGGGGGAUGUUGAUUAUGGCAAAGAUGAUAACAAAUAGAAUGAAACCGCUGAUGGAAGGAGUCAUAUCAGAAUUGCAGAGUGCCUUUAUUCCAGAUAGGCUUAUAACUGAUAAUAUUUUGGUAGCAGUGGAGGUGGGUCAUUUUUUGAACAGGAAACAGUGUGGCAUGCUGUGGUGGAGUGCUCUGAAGCUUGAUAUGGCAAAGGCCUAUGACCGGAUGGAGUGGCCUUUCCUGGAAAAAAUGAUGUUAGCUUUGAGUUUUGAUGUUGGAUGGGUGCAGUUAAUCAUGAAAUGUGUAUCUACAAUCUCAUAUAAUUUAUUGGUGAAUGGCUCUAGGAGUGAUCCUAUUUUACCCACACGUGGUUUAAGGCAGGGAGGCCCACUAUCUCCUUAUCUUUUUAUUAUUUGUGCAGAGGGCCUUUCUUUGUUAUUACAGAAGGCUCACAAUAGGGGUUUGAUCCAUGGAUGUAGAGUGGCAAGAGGUGCUCCCCCAAUCUCUCACUUGUUCUUCGCUGAUGAUAGCCUUCUAUUUUUUAAAGCCAAUGUUCAAGAGGCCAGUGAGGUCAAGAGGUGUCUAUCAGUUUAUGAGGAUUUAUCUGGGCAAGUGGUUAAUUACCACAAGUCAAGCAUAUGUUAUAGUAGGAACACGAGUAACGCAAGUAAGGAAGUGGUGGAGCAAGUUCUGGGAGUUGGUCAGGCUCCUAAUUUUGGCAAGUAUUUGGGACUCCCCUCAUUUGUAAGGAGAAACAAAAAGGCAGCUUUUGCAUAUAUAGAGGAUAAAAUCCGGCAAAGAAUUGGGUCACGGAAUAAGAGGUUAUUAUCACAGGCAGCGAUUGAGAGGACUAUGAAUCAUUACUGGUGGGACUCUGGAACUGAUAGAAGGAUACAUUGGAAGGCUUGGGACAAACUGUGUGUUCCUAAGAAAUAUGGGAGAUUGGGAUUCAAGGAGUUGCGUGCUUUUAACCUGGCUAUGUUGGGUAAACAGGCGUGGCGAAUGCUUACUAAACCUGAGUCCCUGGUGGCUCGUAUAUAUAAAGCACGGUAUUAUGCCAAAGGCUCAUUUUUUGAUGCACAAGUGGGGAAUAAUCCUAGUUUAUGCUGGCGGAGUAUUAUGGCAGCCAAGAGUAUAAUUUGCAGUGGGGUAAGACGUAGGAUUGGAAAUGGGGAGUCUACACUCAUAUGGACCCAUCCCUGGUUACAGGACGACCAAGACCCCAUGAUACAAACAGAGAUGCCAAUACAGUUACAGGAUGCCAAGGUGGUGGGAUUGAUUGAUCAACAAACACGGACUUGGGAUCUUUCAAUUUUAACUGAUCUUUUUCAUCCUAGUGAUGUGGCAAAUAUUCUAAAAAUACCAGUUUCUCCGGAUUAUGAUGAUACUUGGUAUUGGCCCGGGGACCAGAGAGGAGUUUAUUCUGUAAAAGGCGGAUACAGAUUAAUAGUUGAUUUUGAUGGGAUGUUAUAUGCAGCAUCAAUCCUCUACAAUAUUUGGAGAGCACGGAACGGGGCGGUUUGGAAUGCUCUAUUACCACAGCCACAAUCUUUGUUGGCAGCAGUGAAGUCGGCAUUGCAUGCAUGGAAGAGGGCAAACCCACCAGCAGUCCAAAGUCACGCACCACUGCCUACAACGCAAUCUCAUCAUCUUGGCUCUCAUGCGCCACUCGGGCCUCACGGUACUGUACAGGAGGAGCCACCUCGGAGGCUAUGCCGCAUCGACGCAAGGUUUAUACAAAAUAUGGGCAAGGCUACGGUUGGGGAAAUCCUCUUAGACAUGAAUGGAGGGUAUGUCGCGGCCUUCAGUGCACCCCUCCCGGUUUAUUUCUCACCACUUAUAGCCGAGGCAUUGGCAUGCAAGGAGGCUUUGUCAUGGUUAAAGGAUCGAGGGGAACAGAACAUCGAAAUAUAUACUGAUUGUUUAAUGCUACAGCGUUAUCUUACUACACCGUCUACUACGUUUUGCACUUACGUCGGCUAUGCCAUUGAUGCCUGCAGAGCAGCCACAGUUUAUUUUCAGUCUUUUUCUUUCCAUUUUAUUCCUAGACUAGACAAUUUUAUAGCUCAUGCCUUAGCUACUUCAGCAUACCAGCAAUCGGCUGCUAUGUACUGGGAUAUUCUCCCACCAGACAUUAUUUCGACAUACUUUUAA